Drosophila ananassae is the source of this 2373-nucleotide messenger RNA. It is a transcript of the gene MICU3, whose product is annotated as calcium uptake protein 3, mitochondrial. Gene Ontology annotation, cellular component: uniplex complex. The transcript has 12 exons. The record is from RefSeq and is a predicted model, not a curated record. Gene Ontology annotation, biological process: mitochondrial calcium ion homeostasis; calcium import into the mitochondrion. Bases 42 to 1634 code for a protein of 530 amino acids. Gene Ontology annotation, molecular function: calcium ion binding. NCBI's taxonomy places the organism in Eukaryota, Metazoa, Arthropoda, Insecta, Diptera, Drosophilidae.
UCUGCCAAUUUGUCACUAGUUGAGUUUUUUCCCUCGGUACCAUGGCGGGCGCAGUGGCUAGAUUAACGGUUAAAAGUGGCACAAUAAUCGCCCAGCGCUCGAGCGUGGGUGUGGCGGCCACCCGAUCUAUCAGAUUCUCCAGUGGAACAGGUCAAUCUACUGGCGGAUUUGCCAAAAACCACAAAUCGCGACGCCUAUGGCAAAUCGCAGGCGGUGGCGCUGUAUCUUUGGCCGCCCUGGCGGCUUUCAUCAAACUUCGUUCCUCCGAUAAUCUCGUAAAUGCAGUCAGCCUUAAGAGACGAAUGCGUGAUGAUUGUGAACUGGAAAAUGUGAAGCUAACGGCUCGAGAGCGUCGGUUCAUCAAGUUUGCGUCCGUGGAGUUUGACGAUCAGCUCUACAUGACCCCGCAGGACUUCCUAGAUUCGGUUGUGGAGCAGGAACCCAGGCCUCGUCUGAAGCGCCGCCAACUGUCUAAUGAUGAAGUGGAGAAAUACAAGGAAAACACUCCUGCUCUCAAGAAAGGUUCAACCAGACUAUUCCGAAACUUAAGAGAUAAAGGCAUUAUUUCUUAUACUGAGUAUCUCUUCUUACUUUCAAUCCUAACAAAACCCAAAUCAGGAUUCCGCAUUGCCUUCAAUAUGUUCGAUACGGACGGAAAUCAGCGGGUGGACAAAGACGAGUUCCUAGUGAUCAUUUCCAUUUUGGCCGGCGCUUUCAAAGACAUUCAAAAUGUCGAUCCAAAAACCCAGCAAAUUCUGUCGCGUUUAGUUUCCUUCGAUGAUCAAGGCCAGGUUGUGAAGCCCAUGGUGGCGAAUCCCAAGAGGGGUCUCAUGGAACGCAUUUUCAGCGGUGCGUGGAAGGAGAAGCACGGCGAACCAGAGCCGGAGCCGACCGAGCCCACAACGCCCACUCCCCUUGAGAAUUAUGUGAAUGAUGGCGAAGGACUGCAGAGACGUCAUGUGGUGGCCACCACGCUACAGCUGCACUUCUUUGGAAAACGCGGCACAGGAGUGAUCAAUUUUGACAACUUCUACCGCUUCAUGGACAACCUACAGACGGAAGUGCUCGAGCUGGAGUUCCACGAAUUUUCAAAAGGCAACAGUGUUAUCAGCGAGCUGGAUUUCGCCAAAAUUCUGCUUCGGUACACGUACCUGGCCACCGACGAAUACGAUGUCUUCCUGGAGCGUCUACUCGAGCGGGUGAAGGAUGAGAAGGGUAUUACGUUCCACGACUUUAGGGAUUUCUGUCACUUCCUCAACAAUCUGGACGACUUCACGAUCGCCAUGCGAAUGUACACCCUGGCAGAUCGCGCUAUAUCUAAGGAUGAAUUCUCUCGAGCUGUGAAAAUCUGCACUGGUUAUAAUCUCAGUCCCCACUUGAUCGACACCGUGUUUGCCAUAUUCGAUGCGGAUGGAGAUGGUCUGCUAUCUUACAAAGAGUUCAUUGCCAUUAUGAAGGAUCGCCUGCAUCGGGGCUUCAAACAAGCUAUUGAUGAUCCAGACGAGCGUCUCGAGGUUUCCAUCGAGGCGUUGGCUCCAACAGGUGACGAGUCCGUGGCCAAGUCGGAGGGCUGGGAUGCGUUCAAGUACUGCGUGCGGACCGAAAUGAAAACCAUGAUGAAGUCGGCCAACUAAAAUGGGAAUCCGCCAACCAAUACAACGAGCAACAAAGCUACGCCAAAGUGAAACAAAUUCUAGUUACAAAACUUUCUUCUAAAGAACCAAAAUCUCUUGUUUAGACAUAAUGCUAUAUUUGUUGACUAUUAAACCCUAUUUAUGAAUUUGUUACUUGACUAAGCUCCCCUUCUCAUAUAGCCAAAAUUCUCAGAGAUUGUUUUAAAUUGGCAUAAGUGGAAUGCCGCCUUGUUAUAAAUGUAUAGUGAAAAUAAAAUUGUUUUGCAAAAUUUGUAUUACACUUUUAUUUAGUUUUCAUUUUGAUUAGGCUUAAGACUUUAUAGAAAAUGCCGCUCGAAAUCAAGCAUCUAGCAGUUAUCCAUUAACUGAAACGUUUAAUUGUUUACCUUUAAUACUAAAGUGAUUUUAAGAAAAGAGUAAAAACUAUAAAUAUUUCCGCUUGUCAAUCGUGUGUCGGGAUAGAUCACUUAACUAAUGCAUAAAUAUACAAUAUGUCUAAGUACUAUAUAAAACUCGAACUAUUUGUCUAGGUCAUUUUGCACUUGGGCAUUAAACAAAAUCAAAAAUUAUCACAGUUAAUUGCGUGCAUUCGACAGACGACACACUACAUUAUCCUCUCACUAUGGUAUACAAAAUAGUUUCCAUUCUUCUCGUGAUUAUCCUUCAUAAAUUUAGCUAAGAACUGAAUUGGGAAUAGUUUUGGAAUAGUUGCAUAUACACAAAUUGCACAAUUAAACAA